Messenger RNA from Spinacia oleracea (spinach), 3183 nucleotides. RefSeq lists its product as uncharacterized. The record is from RefSeq and is a predicted model, not a curated record. The transcript is spliced from 12 exons. The coding region runs from base 271 to 2913 and encodes 880 amino acids. NCBI's taxonomy places the organism in Eukaryota, Viridiplantae, Streptophyta, Magnoliopsida, Caryophyllales, Amaranthaceae.
CAUUACUUUUCUAAAAACCAAAAAUAAAGUUUCUAUGAAAGAGACAAAUAUAUGAUUUAGGCAUGUGAAAAUUUGAGGUCACUAAUGAAAAAUCUUUCAAUUUUGGUGGGUCCUAACUCCUAAGUCAUAGAUGCCUUCAUCUCUGAGGUUCAUCCACAUCCAAUCCUCAAUACCAUCCUAUCAUCAUAAGCUUAUCAAAAUUUCCCUAAUUUUUUUUUUAUCUUCAUUUUCUUACUGAUAAUCUGCAUUUAAUCUUCAUUUUUGUUUUCAAUGCCGGGAACUAUCCAUGUUUCGGUACUAGAAUUGGUUGGACUUCCAUCUCCACCACAAUCUUCAUCAAUGGGUGUUAAGGUUUCUAUGGGUAAACAAGCACAUGAGAUGCAGGACAAGGAGUCAUCUUCUUUUGCAUUAGCAUCACUUCGAGACAAUCUGAAUGUGUCAAUACAUGACUAUGAAGGGAAUGAAAUAGCACAUACAGAUGUUCUAGCUAGAUCCAUUGUCGAAAAGGGUACUUGGGAUGAUUCAUUCCCUCUGAAAGACGGUGGGCAUAUUCGUAUGAGACUGCAUUUUAUUCUGACAGAAGAGGAAUUGAAUAGGAUUCGUAGAAUGAGAGAAUCUGCAGCUCGGAAAAAGCAGGAGGAUCUUCUGAAGAGGAGUCGUAGUAGCUCAGAUUUAGCAGGUUCUUCUGGUGGUAGAUCAUCUGCAUCUUCACAAGAUUCACUCAAAUCACGGUAUCAGACUCAGGAAAGAAGUGUGGAAUCCACGAUAUCUGCUGAUUCUGAUGUUGAAGUUCUGAAUAAAGCUCAACCUGGUCAGAAGAAACAAGUAUUUUCCACCUCGAAAUCAACUGGGGCGUUGGAUAAGUUGCCGGCUUAUCAACAGUUGAAGGAAAGAAUUGAAGGAAAAAACGCGGAGCAGCAGAGUGAUCAGUUGGAUAAAACACCGAGCAAUGUAAGGAAAACGAGACUUGCCUUUGAAAGUAGUCAACUGAAGGAAGAAUCGCAUGCUACUAAUAAAACGUGGGAAACAACUCAGUUAAGCAGUAGUGUUACAGUGGACAUUCCUUCCAAUGAGCCAAGCUUAAAGAAGAUCAGUACUAAACCAGUUUCGUCCAAAUUAGAAACAGCACUGAAUCCUUCAACUUCAGAGGAAAUAGGGGAAGAACGAGGGAAAUUGUUACGUGCUACUACUAAUAAAACAAAGAAAACGGCUCAAUUAUUAAGCAUUAAUACUACAGUGGAUACUCCUUCCAAAGUGCCAAUCUUAAAGAAGACGGUUAUUUUCGAUACUAAACCAGUUUUGUACAACUUAGAAUCAGUACCAGUUCCUCCAACUCCAGAAGAAAUAGGGAAACUAUUUACUGCUGCUAAUAAUGAAACAGAAGCAGCUCAGUUGAGCAGUAAUACGAGAGUGGAUACCCCUUCUAAAGAGCCAAUCAUAAAGAACAUAGUUGCUGCUGUAAAUUCCGAGACAGCACCUGCUCCUGCGACUCAAGAGGAAACAGGGAAAGAAAGAGGGGAAUUGUUACUUGGUAAUAAUAAAACAGAAGAAACAGAUCAGUUAACAAGUAAUAAGAGAGCGGAUACUCCUUCUAAAGUGCCAAUCGUAAAGAAGAUAGUUGCAGAAAAUUCAGAGGAAAUAGGGAAAGAAAGCAGUAAACUGUUACUUGCUAGUAGUAGUACAGCAAAGGAAACAGCUGCUCAGUUAAGCAGUAAUACAGCAGUUGAUACUCCUUUUAAAGUGCCGUUCUUGAAGAAGAUAGUUGCAGCAAAAUCAGAGGAUAUAGGGAAAGAAAGUAGUAAAAUGUUACUUGCUAGUAGUACUACAGCAAAGGAAACACCUCAGUUAAGCGGUAAUGCAGCGGUUGAUACUCCUUUUAAAGUACCGUUCUUAAAGAAGAUAGUUGCAGCAAAUUCAGAGGAAAUAGGGAAAGAAAGCAGUAAACUGUUACUUGCUAGUAGUAAAACAAAGGAAACACCUCAGUUAAGAAGUAAUGCAGAAGUGGAUACUCCUUUUAAAGUACCGUUCUUAAAGAAGAUAGUUGCAGCAACUUCCGAAACAGCACCUGCCUCGUCGACUUCAGAGGAAAUAGGGAAAGAAAGCGCUAAAACGUUACUUGCUAGUAGUAGUAGUACAGCAAAGGAAACAGCUCAGUUAAGAAGUAAUGCAGCAGUGCAUACUCCUUUUAAAGUACCGUUCUUAAAGAAGAUGGUUGCUGUAAAUUCUGAAACAACACCUGCUCCUUCGACUACAGAGGAAAUAGGGAAAGAAAGCGCUAGCAGUACAACAAAGGAAACAGAUCAGUUAAGCAGAAAUACUAGAGUUGAUUCUCCUUUUAAGGUUCCAUUCUUACAAAAUGCAACAGUUGCUGUGAAUUCUGAAACAGUUUUGUCAAAUCCAGAAACAACAGCAGCUUCAGAAAACAAUGAGGAGAUAAAGACACUGAGAAAGGUUCAUACAUCACCGGUUUCUUUGAAGUCGCUUCUUGAAGCAUUACCAAGAAGAAAACAGCCUUCUACCAACGGCGUUUUAGGCAUUGAGAAGAAAUGGAGAAGCAAACAAUGGAGAUUGAACCAAAAAAGGGGAAAAUCCAAAGUACUUGUUGGGAAUGAGCAAUGCUCAAUUCAUAGCUUUCGCGGCUGGGUUUUCUUGGAUGAAAUGAUAAGCCCGUGUGUUUUAGAUGAACCUGAAGGUUGUAUUUCCCAUUGCAGUCAAGAUAAUGAUCAAGAAAAGCUCAAAGAUACUGGUAAUGCGCAAAUAAAAAGGGAGAAGAGUUCUACUGAAUCGAAAAAGCUGGAGUCGGACAGAAAACCUAACAACAUGUCUUUCAAUGGACCAGGAGGACAGGUAGUGAAGAUUGCGAUCAUGGCAGGGUUUGGCCUACUCGUGCUCCUUACAAGACAGGGAAAAUAAAGAUGAUUCAUCCAAUGGCUAAUUUUGCGACCAGCUUAAGAUGAGAUUAUCAUACAAAAGCAUCAGAUCGACAUGGAUGUAAACGUAUAUGAUAUUGCUUUGUGUAAUUAUGUUAAUGUAAAUCCAUCAAUUACCGCGUUUUUUCAUCUUGUAACAGACUUCUUUCAGGAAAUCAUAGUCUCAGUAACAGGAACAAGAAGAGAAAUUUUGUACAAGCUAGUAUCUUUGAAGAAAAUGAAUAAAUGAUAGUGGGUAAAUCCAAGUUUAACA